Messenger RNA from Polistes dominula (European paper wasp), 1437 nucleotides. RefSeq names its product guanine deaminase (gene DhpD). NCBI's taxonomy places the organism in Eukaryota, Metazoa, Arthropoda, Insecta, Hymenoptera, Vespidae. The record is from RefSeq and is a predicted model, not a curated record. Gene Ontology annotation, biological process: guanine catabolic process. Gene Ontology annotation, molecular function: zinc ion binding; guanine deaminase activity. Gene Ontology annotation, cellular component: cytosol.
CUUGUUUUCAACGUUAAAAUCACUAUUUUUGAACCGUUUGAACCACUCACGACACGUCGAUUCACCAAUACAUUCCACCCUUAACAUCACUAUUUUUGAAGGAUUAUAAAAACCAUUCUCUACAAUAUGUCAAGUCGAUUAUUCGUUGGUUCCUUGGUGCAUUGUAACAAAAAAAGGGAAUUACUUGUAAUUAAACAAGCCGCAGUACUGGUAGAAAAUGGCAAGAUAACCGAUGUUAUUGUUAAUCCAAAUCUUAGUACAAUUAAAGCUGAUCAUGUAACGUAUUUAAACGAGCAUGAAUUCUUAAUACCAGGUCUUAUUGAUUGUCAUACCCAUGCUGUUCAAUUUCCUAAUCUUGGUUUGGGUUAUGAUAGAAAUCUAUUAGACUGGUUAGAAAAGUAUACUUUCCCAUUAGAAAAAAAAUAUGUCGAUGAGAAUUUUGCUAAACAUGUAUUUAAAACUGUUGUGAAACGUACACUGGAUAUGGGUACAACAACAGCAUGUUAUUUUGCAUCUUUAUAUGGAAAGGCAUGUAUGGAAUUAGCACAAGCAGUUUCAAAAUAUGGCCAACGUGCUUUUAUAGGAAAAGUAAAUAUGAAUAUAGACCGCGAUGAUGGUUAUUGUGAAAAUACGGUAGAUUCUAUAAAAAAUACUGUACAAUUUGUAGAUGAUAUUAACGCUUUAAACAAUCCUCUUAUAAAACCAAUCAUUACACCAAGAUUUGCUUUAAGUUGUGAUAUGAAAUUGAUGAUAGAAUUGGGUUUGCUAGCUAAAAAUAAAAAUCUUCGUAUACAGACACAUAUUUCGGAAAAUCUAGAUGAAAUUAAAGCAGUACUAAACAUGUUCAAGGACUAUACAUCUUACGCCAGUGUAUAUAACGCAGCUGGGCUUUUAACUGACAAGACGAUAUUAGCUCAUGCAAUAUACCUUACGGACAGUGAAAUAGCGCUUGUCAGACAAAAUGAUACAGCAGUUAUACAUUGUCCAUCAUCCAAUACAUGUUUAAAAAGUGGUAUGUGCGAUGUACGAAAAUUAAUUUCACAAGGACUUAAAGUAGGACUAGGAACAGAUGUAGCCGGAGGACAAAGCUCCAGUAUGGUAGAAGCAAUGAGAUCUGCAUUAGCGGUGUCAAACAACCUUGCUACAAUUAAAAAUGAUUAUAUUAGUCUUGAUUAUAAAGAAGUUUUUUAUAUGGCUACUUUAGGUGGUGCUAUAUCAUUAGGAAUCGACGAGGAGGUAGGUAAUUUAAUGCCUGGUAAACAAUUUGAUGCACUUGUAAUAAAUAUGAAUGUUAAUGAUAGCCCAAUAGACAAUUUAAUGAGUUAUACAUUAGAAGAGCAAUUACAAAGAUUUAUAUAUUCUGGAGAUGAUCGUAAUAUUUUGGAAGUUUAUGUUUCUGGUCGAAAAGUUAAAUAAAAAUAUGUUUAAUUUUCUUUA